Hylaeus volcanicus is the source of this 4010-nucleotide messenger RNA. RefSeq lists its product as uncharacterized. Lineage: Eukaryota; Metazoa; Arthropoda; Insecta; Hymenoptera; Colletidae. The transcript has 17 exons. Gene Ontology annotation, molecular function: protein binding. The coding region runs from base 321 to 2582 and encodes 753 amino acids. The record is from RefSeq and is a predicted model, not a curated record.
CUCUUAAUGGCAAUGCAAGACAGUGAUUUCACGGACACGGAUGUUUCGAAUAUGGGAAGUGAUGAAGAACCGCCUAGUGAUUCGGUUUUAGAUAAAGUGGUCAUAUCAUAUGAAGUCAAUGCAAUUAAAUAUCUUAUAAAGACUGGAAAGGUAGAAGUCUUGCAAAUUCUUAAGUCUGUUUUGUUCACAUGUUUAGUUGAUUUUACAAAUUUGUUAAAAUGUUUUUCAUUUUCCACCUUAAUCGCUGCUAUUACUCCUACUAGUACUACCACCACUACCACUUCAGCUAGUGAAGGGAUACGACAAACCGGGCAGUGGCGAUGUUAUUUCGAUGGACCCCUUUCACAAAAAAAACUUUGAUGUGGUAUAUUUUCUCGAAAGAAAACCCUUCAUUCAAUCAGUUGACAAUUUUACAAAAUGAGAUACAAGCAAGUUUAAGCAAGACAGGAAUCACAUCGGGUGGUGAAUUAGGAUAUAAUGUGGGAAUACCUCUAAUAAUAGAAGAGACCGUUAGGACAAUGAAAAUUGACGAAGUUUGUCUAGUCUUAUGUGAUAAUGAAAGAAACUGGAUAGAUGGUUGCGAAGAUACCCGUAGUACUGGUGAAUCACAAAAGCGUUACGAAUUUUUUCGUCAGGAGAACAGAAAAAAAAAACAUUUAUUAAAAAAAUUACAUAACAAUGAUGAAGAAAGGCUUGGACACUGUGUCGCUUUCGCUCUUCAUUUACAAAAAUUUUCAAAGCGUUUUGGUAAAUGGGUGGUUGAAUCCGUUGACUCGAUUGUUGUUUUUAUUGUGUUAGCGCUAAACGAGAAAAGAACCAUUCUUAUGGAAACUGUAGUAGAUGCGUUUCCUGGAGCCGUGGCACCGAAAAUAUAUGAUACAAUUCAUUAUUCCUGGCACACACUGGAUCAAAAAGCUUUUGUUGAGCCUUCAUGGCAUCAUUCUUUAACAAAAUUAUGUGAAGACCCUGUCUUACCUAAUGAAAAAAUUCGACAGGCUCUUUUAUGUAUGAAAGUUGGUCAAACAUGCAACAUUCUCUUAAGGGACGUGAAUGCUCAAGAAACGUGUACCAUUCGUGUUCGACUCGAUCACGUUUUUUCUUAUGAUCUUCUUUUCUGUGAAGGUAAACGAGAACAAACAAAAUGCAAGGAAAUAAACAAAAAAAAAAAACAUCAAAUAGAUCCUUGGAAUCUUUCAUCGUAUGGUACGCAUCAGUUAAGAUGUCAGGAAUUUGUUCCAUGUCAAAAAGGGCUAAAAAAACAACUUCUUGUUGAGGAGGGGUGCAGGGUUGUAGCGUUAUUGUCGCUUAGAUCAGCGCACGAAGAAUGUUUUGGUCCUUUUCAUUUUCUAGAUGAUGUCACUGGAAAAUGUUUAAAAGCCUCCUUAGUGUCGUGGACGCUUGGCUCCAACUCUGUACCAUACUGGAUGGAUACCAUUGUUUUAACUAUGAAACCACGUUGUCGCGUACGUGUCAUGUUAGAAGACCAAUCGUUAAUGUUAUCAGAGGCUGCCGUUAUACCAUCUCUAUGGAAUACAUUUUCGGAAACCACUCUAUUCAAAAAUUAUGCCUGGACGCAAUUCAAUCAAAAAGAUGUACAAGAAAUUUUACAAUGGAAUGAGAUAUAUGUUUCGCGUGAAAACUGUUUAGAAGACUCCAUUGAAACGUGGUUGAAUGUUGCAUUAGCCAAGGAAAACCUUAAUGUGACUCAUCUUUUUCAAUCAAAACAGAAAACGUUGUCGCAAAUUCUGCAUCAGUUAGAUAUAACAGAAAACAUUGAAAAAUUUCAUAACAAUCAAUGGAUUCUGAAAAAUGGUGGCUCUAAACAAAUUCAAUAUUUAUCCGCAUGGUUAUGUCAAACUAAAAAUCUCGCCAAAUGGACAACUUGCGACUCUUUCUUAAAAAAAAAUUCUAAUGUUGAUUGUUUUUUAGAUAUACAACUAAUAGAAAUUCUUGACAGACAACCUAAACAAUGGACAUUAAAUGAAAGCCACCGUUUAAUUUGGGGAACGGUCUAUAAGCUUUUUGCAAAUUAUUUACUUCAGAACCAAUACUUUAACCUUGCUUUGAAAUACUAUAAAAAAGGCCUUCAGAGUAUUCGCUUUUCCCCUCUUCUUGACAGCCUUGAAUAUUGUGAUACGGCUCAACAAGAAAUUUUUCCAAAGCCUAACAUAACAAGGCAAGAUGUCUACACUGUUUCCUUAGAACCUAUCGAAGAGCUCUACCAGUGUAUUAUGUGCAACAUCAUUCAACUUUAUUUAUCUUCAAAGCGUUGGAUAGAUGUCAUUCAAGCAUCGAAAAAAUUUUUUCAGAUUAAAAAAAUAUCCAAGCCAAUGUAUAUCAAAGCACUUCAUCGUCUUAGUUUAGCGUAUUUUCAUUUACAGAACUAUACUGAAAGUCGUAGUAUAUUACAGCAAUGUUGUUCAUUAGACCCAAAAAACGAGAAACUCAAAAAACUCCUUAACAAAAUCAAUGUAGCGAUACGCGAUUCAAUGCAACGGGAAAAACAUCUUUUCAAAAAUAUUUUUAUGAAGGAAAAUCAGAGAAAUUCAUUGAUUUCAAUAAAGAACGACACGUUGUUUUGAGAUAAAGAGAAAAAAAUAUUCUCUCACUAGAGCUUUUUGUGUCAUACAAGAAACUUGUUGGAUUUAUAAUGGAUGUGAGAUGACUUUAUAAAAGCUUACUAGUAAAUCGCCGGGUACAAAUGUUUGCAGUGCUAUGGUCAAAUGAGAAGGGCAUUCUAGCAAAAAGAGAAAGCUUCCUAUGAUUUCAUUAACAAAUUUAUUUUUUUUAAAUGAGUGCGAAAAAAAAUGAUUUUUUAAAAUUGUUUUUCUAUGACACUUUAGGAAAUAAAAAUUUUCAUAUUGUUAUAAUUUUCAUAAAAUUGGUGAAAUGAGCUAGAAAAGUAUCUGUUGAACAGAACAAUUUAUUUAAAGUACUCCUUUACUAAAAAUAAAGAAUUGAAUUUUACAAAAUUUUUUAUAUACUUGUUGAAAAAAAUCGUAUUAUGAGUGGUGUAGGUAAAUAUUUAGCUGCGUCGAAGGGGAAAGGAAAUGUGAAAGCAUCGGUGAAUACAGCGUUGAAAACAAUGUUCGCUUUGGAAGAACCGUUAGAAUCCGAUGUUAUAGAGUUAGUAGGUUGUAACAAGACUGAAAUCGUUGAAGAUUGGGGUGUCGAUGAUGGAGAACAUCGGGAAGUUGAAACAGGAUCCAAUCUUGUGAUUGGAAGUCAUUUAAAUUUAAUUUCAGAGGAGGAUGUCUCUCAAAAAAAAAAUCGAAAAGGUCCGAAAAAAUGGGGAGAUUUCACAGAAUCUGAUCAACAAACGUCAGCGGGUGAUACGUCACAGGCACCGAAUCAAGGAGCAUCAAAAAAAAAAGACGGUGAAGUUCACGAAAUUUAUCGUCCUCCACAAAGGAUGCGAGAAAACAAAAUUGAUGUGGGAUCCCAUCAGGUUUUUCCUGAACUUGAUUUUGUUCAAAAUACGUUAACGUCCUCCGCUCCUGUAACACAAGUGCUAGCAAAAAAUAAAAAGACAGGAAAAGAAGAACGUUCAAAUCAGAACGCGACACAGCCCAAGGAUGUGAGUCUUUCGAAUGACACGGAAUUAAAAUCCUAUAUGGUUAUUGAAGAAUUUCUUAAAGAUAUUAAAAUCCCUUCCAUUUCAGUAACGUAUGAUGAUGAAGCAUCAAAAAGCAAGUUUUUAGGUAGAAAAAAACGUCCAGUUGUCACGAAAGCUUCAUGUGGUAACUCAAUUACCGCUCAGUAAACAAUUCUAUCCAAUUUUUUUACCGAAACUUUUUUGCAUAAAGAAACCAUACCUUCUCCGUGUAUUGCAGAAUCAACCAACCAUAUUAUCAUUCUUACGAAAUUCACUGAGUAAACUCUUUACAUUGAUGCGUGUUAAAUAUUGUUUCAGUACAAAUGGCUGAUUUUUUUUUCUUACCUUUUCAUGUGAACAUUAUGUAAAUAUGACGUUCAACAUUAAAUGACAAAUUAUUUUACAAACACACGCA